GCGAACCGAAAUUGUUGUUGUCAUUCUCGCUUCAGCCAGGAAGGGUCGCGAACGAUUUUUUGGUGCAAAUUUUCUUCGAUUUUCUCCGUUGGAAAGGUGGAAAUUUAGUGCCCAAAAGCACACCGGAAGUGAGCUACAUUCGCUUGCAGUGAAUGUGACGGUAGUUGCCGAUUAGCUGGUCGUAAAUUUGCCUGUUGGAUUUUUGCUGCUGGCGCGUUGAGUCAAGCGCCUCGCACACAGGUGGGUAGCCAGGGAGAGGUUCCGCGGCGUAAGGGGUUUUUCGAUCUCUGGAAGCGAAGAACACUUUCGACGAGGCGGCGACGGGGAAUAUCAAUCCAAGAUGGUGAAGAGGAAAACUCAACCAAUAAUCGAUUCGGAAAGCAGCAGCGAUUCCGGGUCCGGUUCGGAUCUUGAUUCGGAGCUGCUGUCGUUGGCCAAGAAAAAGAAAACCGCCAGGCUGGCAUCGAACUCUCCGGGAGGGAAGUCUUCCGAUUCCGACUCGGAGGAUGAUUCGGAACCAGAAGCAGCGGUGCAGCGCAAAAAGCGAGGGGCAAAGCCCGCUUCCUCUUCGGAAUCCGAAGAUGAGGAUGAGGCCGAGGAGGAGGAGGAAGAAGAAGAGGACGAGCCGGAAGAGGAGGUCAAACCAGCGGCCAAAAGUGGCGUAAAGCGUAAACAACCAGAGGAGGAGCAGGAAGAGCAAAAAGGUGAAUCGGAGCCUGAGGAAGGCCAGGUUUCAUCGGAAGAGGAGUCUGGUUCCGGUUCCGGUGAUGACAGUGAUGACGAAAGUGGCAGCAGCAGUAGCAGCGAUUCCGAAUUCAAUGACGGGUAUGAUGACGAGAUGAUGGGAGACGAGGAAGAUCGGGCCAGAUUGAAUGCCUUGUCGGAGAAAGAACGUGAAACGGAGAUUUUCAAACGUAUCGAACGGCGCGAUGUCAUGAAGACCCGCUGGGAGAUUGAACGUAAGUUGAAGCUAGCCAAGAAGGCAGAACGCGCCAAGGACAAGGAAUCACAGCCUCCGAAGAAGAAAAAGAAGAAGGACAAAAUGAAGAAACUGGCCCAGCAGAAGGAACAAGAGGAGAAGAAAAAGAUAGCUAAGGCUCCGUCUCCCGAACCGAAAGCACCGUCUCCACCUCCGCCAGUGCAGCAGGAAGAACCUUCCGAGGGAGAGGCCAGUGACAGUUCUCAUCAUUCUUCGCCGGAGAAAUCCAAAGAUGCCGAAUCAGCUUCCGGUGCUUCGGAUUAUUUCGAUCCGAAAGAACGUUCCAAGGAGCGAAAGAAGAAUGUCGAAGCCAACCGGACCGACGACAAACGAAGCAAUGCCAUGGCCAUGUUGAAAGCAAAACGAGAAGGCAAAGCCAAGCGUGAGGAGGAAGAAGCGAAAAAGGAAGCUCAACGCAAGGCUGAAACCGAGGACAAGGACGAUCUGGAAGAUGUCCCUGGUGGCAAAUCUAAGAAGCUCAAAGCAUCGGACAUCUACUCGGAUGACUCCGGAAGCGAUAGUGAAGACGAGAAAAAGUCCGACCGUCGAUCGCGGUCUGGUUCCAGCAGCGGAAGCGGUAGCGAUAGCCGGUCCUCUUCCGACGAAGAAACGUGGGACAAAGAAAAGGACUCCAAGGAGAAGAAACCUUCGUCGAGUUCGUCCAGCUCUAGCAAAAAACCUGCCGCCAUUAGCAAUAAGGAGGAACUCAACAAACUACGAAUCUCGCGACACAAGAUAGAACGCUUCAUUGCUCUUCCGAUGUUCGACCAGAUCGUGCUGAACUGUUUCGUUCGGAUCAACAUCGGAAACAACAACGGAAGGCCGGUCUAUCGGGUGGCGGAGAUCGUCGGAGUCGUGGAGACGGCCAAAAUCUAUCAAUUCGGCAAGUGCCGCACCAACAAAGGGUUCCGGCUGAAGCAUGGCAGUCAGGAGCGGGUUUUCCGGCUGGAAUUCAUCUCGAAUCAGGACUUUACGGACAGCGAGUAUCAGAAGUGGUUGACCGUUUGCGAGGCUACCGGAACGGCGCUGCCCUAUGUCGACAGCAUCGAGAAGAAGCAGCGGGAGAUCAAGGAAGCGAUUCAGUACGAGUUCAAGGACGCCGACAUCGACAAGCUCAUCGAGGAGAAGAACCGAUUCCGGGCGCAUCCCACCAACUACGCCAUGAAGAAGACGCUGCUCAUGAAGGAACGUGAUGCAGCCCAACUGCGCGGAGAGGACGAACUGGCACGCGAUUUGAACACCCAGAUCAUGGAGCUCGAGGAGCGCGCCAGCACACUGGACAAGAAGCGCAGCAGCAGUAUUAGUUUAAUUUCCUACAUCAACGAUCGCAACCGGAAGCGCAACGUGGAGGAUGCCGAGAAGGCCAUCAAGGAGGAAAUUCGGGCCACCCGAGGUAUGAAGAUCGAAGAUCCGUUCACGCGCCGGCAAACGCAGCCGCGGAUGUCGUUCAAAGCGUCGGACAAGAAAGACGAAGUCCCAACCAUCCAGAUGCCGGCACCUCCACCGCCGGGCCAGAAGAAGAAACCGGACGAGAGGAAGCCCACCUCUAGUGCGGACAACAAUCUGUACUCGUUGCAUGAUUUCGAAAUCGACCUGGACGUACCUCUUCCGGUCGGCUCCGUCAAUGUACUUCCUAAACCGGUGGAGAAACCGGUCAAAGAAUCCGGUCCGAAGCGAUCGCUCAACCUCGAAGACUACAAAAAGAAGCGAGGUCUCAUCUAGAGAACAACAACUACUAUCCUUACCGACAACAGGACAACUAUCGGUAUUCUCUUACAAACAACUAUUAUUCUAUAAUCUACCCAAGUAAGUAGCAAUGGAAUAAGUAGCCUCAUAGGAAUCUGUACAUGACAGACUCCACCCACACAUCCACAUGAACGAACACGCAAGACACCACACCGAGAAGUUGCUGGAUAUGCUACCUAGACAACUUUUCUUUUCUUGAAACAAAAUCUAAAAGUUUGCAUCAGCAAAGAUUCCUAAUGCUUGUUGACAUGAUUAACUCUUGCUCACAGUUCAGGAGACACAUCCUUUUAGAAAAGAACGUGUUAUUAAAAAACAAUGAUAAUUAUCCACUGUAUCUUCACAGAACAAUAGCAAACGAUUACGUCGAAAAAUUGUACCACGUAGACUGUCUUCUUAAUUUUUAUUUAUUUUUGUUAUCUCCCCUCGGGAGAUAUCAAUGACGACCGAUGAUGAUGAUGAUUAUGAUUAUAUGGUAAUGCUAAUUGUGUAGGAUAAUCAAAUUAAUACUGCUGGCAAGGCAAGUUUAAAUACAUAAGUACAUUGUAAGCGCAUUGCGAAAAAGGCAGGAAGAACAUUUCCGAGCAAGUGAAGGAAGAUGAAAAUAUAACAAAUAUAUUGUUAUAACUGAGA
This is a messenger RNA of Aedes albopictus (Asian tiger mosquito), 3355 nucleotides long. It is a transcript of the gene Rtf1, whose product is annotated as RNA polymerase-associated protein Rtf1. Bases 341 to 2701 code for a protein of 786 amino acids. The record is from RefSeq and is a predicted model, not a curated record. The transcript is spliced from 5 exons. Gene Ontology annotation, cellular component: Cdc73/Paf1 complex. Gene Ontology annotation, molecular function: RNA polymerase II C-terminal domain phosphoserine binding; DNA binding. Lineage: Eukaryota; Metazoa; Arthropoda; Insecta; Diptera; Culicidae.